This is a messenger RNA of Myxocyprinus asiaticus (Chinese sucker), 4470 nucleotides long. RefSeq names its product nucleolar and coiled-body phosphoprotein 1-like. Lineage: Eukaryota; Metazoa; Chordata; Actinopteri; Cypriniformes; Catostomidae. Bases 348 to 3704 code for a protein of 1118 amino acids. The transcript has 17 exons. The record is from RefSeq and is a predicted model, not a curated record.
UUUGCAGCGGAAUAAGAUUGGGCGGGAUAAUUCGUGUUGUUGUAGGCCAAAUACAGUGGCUGAUUAUAUAGUAGAUAUUAAUGUUUCUUUCGGAUAUAAACAUUUUAAGACUUCCUUUCGGUAUUGUUUUGGACUUAAGACAUUCUUAAAUGCAAAAGGAGCAUAACAGAAUCAAGAUUUCAAAAAUAUGUAAGCAAAUAAGAGUGUAAAGUAAUCGACGAAUGGCGGUCUGCUAACAAUAGCGGGCAUGUUGAGACUGCAGCGGAGCAUCGGGAACCUGUCUGCGGGCUUGUGAGCUUCACUGGCGGACACACAGUCUCUCGAACCUCGGUGUGGAGCGUAACACAAUGCCGCAGGGCAAGGCCAAAAAGAAACUGCACUAUCUCCAAGGAGAGGAAAAAGGCAAGUCUAAUCUUAGGAUAAAAGAUGUCUUUUCCCUGCGUGGCAUUGACAAUUUAUUCGAUGACAUUGAUGUUGACUCUGACCUGGGUUUGUCUCUGCUUUCUCCAUUGCCCAAGAGCACUGGUGAAAUUGAGAUCAAGGAAAGCAGGUGUUCAUCUAAUGCAGAUCAGAUGAAGACUCCAUCUAAACAGGUAUGCAAGGAUGCUUUGAUCCAAGAAAAUGGUAUUCAAGCGGGUGACAUAAUUGAUAAAGAGAGUCCAUUUAAAGAGAUUGAUCCCAUUAAGACGUCCAGCCCUAUUGAAAUGGAAACAGGGGGAGGUGAAGCAGUAGAUGGAGUAAGGCUUGUGGCUGACCCUCUGCUCUUUGGAGUUGAAGAUGAGGAGCCUAUUGGAGGAGACCUGAGCAAGCUGCCCUGCACUCAGCAGUCAGAACCAGUGAAGGAAUCCUUCAGUGGGGAUAGUGGGUCUCUGACGUUGCCACCAAAAAGGCUCAAGCUUAGAAAAGCCACUAAACCAAAUGCUGGUUCCUCAUCAUGGGAUAAAGAUCCAAGUCGACUGUCUCCUGCUUUGGUUCAGAAGAAUGAACAACAACUUGGGAAGACUCAGCAAAGCAAGGACCAGAUGGCAGAGGAUUCUGAGAAAAGAUUGUCUUUCCAGCACAAGAUUAAAAAGGCCUUGAUGCCCAAGUCUUCAUGUUCCAGGAAACCAGCAGCAGCAGCUCCAGCUCCUCUGCCUGUAGAUUUUGAGGAGGACUUCAUGAUCCUGGACGAUGAGGCUCCUAUUCUUUUUAUGAUCCCUCGCAAGCCAGAGGUCAGCAGGAGCAAAAGACCUGUCGCAGCAGACUCUGCAAAGGAUAGUGUUCCUGCAGAACCGCACUCUGCAGAUCAGCUUUUACAGAGUGAAGAAGAUACAAAUAAUCAGCAGGGCCCAGAUUCUAAAAGAAACCAAGUGCAAAUUGAUUCUGAUAAGCAAAAACCCAAAGGAAAACGUAGAAGGGCUUCAAAAAAGAACAGCAAAGAACUGGUGCCGCAUGAUGGUUUAGAGGACAGACCAGACCCUGUAACCCAAGGACGAGAGGACAGGAUUUGUGAUCAGAGUUCCUCUCAAACUGUACAGGGAAACAAAGUUGUGGAUUCAUCAGGAAAACGAAAUACGAAGAGCAAAACAUCUGAUCUUGAUGAGCUGUCCGACAAAGAUGGAAACAAUGCCGGUGGCAGCCACGAAACUCCAGUUCCACCUGUGCCUAGAUAUGUAAACAAAUCCUCCAGUUCUCAACAUGAUAGACCAGGGUCGAAAGCAAAAAAGGAAUCCAACAAAGUAAUUGCUGUAGCAGGUUCUCACACCACAAACUCUGUAAAAUCAAACAAAAAUGGAAAAAACAGCAGGAAUGGGAAAUCUGUUUCUAAGACAAAUAGACGGACAUCUAAACAACAAAAAGAGUUAAAACGGAUAGAUUCUGCUUGUGAACUACAAGACGUUGGUGAAGCUCCACUUUCCCUUAAUGAGCAAGAGAAGGCACAAAGAACAGCUGUUAAUAAAAAGUCUUCAACCAAGCAAGAUGCUUUGAAGAUUCCAGCAAAAAAACUGAAGGAAAAAGAGACAAAAACAGUGGAAUCUACACCAAAGGAUCCAUCAGCAAUUGCACCUGACACUUCUUCAGAUAGUCCUGUGACGUGCAAGAGGAGGAGGAAGCCUCCAGGAGAAUGGUGGCUUACUAGCCAAGAUGAAAGCACCACAGAGUGUCAAUCAGAGCCGAAAACCAGUAUGAAAACAACAGAAAAGCAAGCAGCUGUUGUUGAUUCUGAAGAAACACAGUCUUGCAGGCCUAUCCAGGGGAAUCUGAAGAAGCCAAAAACUUCAGUCACUAACAAUGCAGUGGAAAGUGUUGAAAAGGUGAUGGCUCAUGGUGAUGGCCUUGAAACUGGAGCAAAGCAUAAAAUGUCUAAGAAAACAGGUGUUCGAAGGAAACGGAAAUCUGCAACCACUCAGCAACAAGUUCCGUCAUCAACUCCUGGGUUUGGGGAGGAAUUAGAAGAAGACAGACAAGAAGCUUGUGUGAAUGAGAGUGCUGAGCAAGUUAGUCCAGCAUUGUGUAGUCCUUACAGACAGCACAACAUCACACCAGGUGAGAAUAGAGUGUUUGACAAGGUCUACACACGAGACACUGGAACUGCUCAGAAAAAUCCAUCUUCUCUUAGAAGGCCAGAGAGUUCUGUACCAGAUGACGUUCCACAGAAAAGGCAAAGAAAAGCCCCUUCCAACUGGUGGGAAGCACCACCAUCUGAGGAAGCAACUGAUGGUCCACAACCUCACAAUCCCCCUCCACAGAAGUCCAAAUCACCAAAUUCUUCUUUCAGUGGUGUGUUUAAUAAGGGGAUCACAGAAAACAAAUCACAGAAAACAAAGAAUUACAUCAAAAACAUAAAAAGAAACAUAAUCAACACACCAAAGUCAAUCAAAAGAUCUUUAACCUCAAUGAAUGCCAUUUUCACCUCCGAUAAAGCUGAAAACAUUGUAAAAACGAGACAAAAACGGGGACGUAGAAACCUCCUUCACUCUCUUGAGGAUCAGUCAGAACACUCUAGUGAGAAUAUGGCCCACAGUGAUGAUCAACUGCAGGGAAACAGUCAUGCCUCCUUUGGGUUCACCAGUGGCGUUACUGUGGAGUCAUCAGGGACCAGAAAAGAAAAGAGCAUCAGAGCAUCCAGUGGACUCAACACAUUAUCUGAUGUUGACAAUGGUUUAAGGAGUGGGCCAUCAUCAAUGAUUGAUCUUCAGCAACACGAUGAGGAGGAUGAUAUUGACUUGCUGUCGUCCAGAGUGACUGCCCAUGUGCGACACAUCCCUCGGGUGUUGGCCCAGUGUGAUCUUUGCGGUCCUCCACUGCAACCCAUCAUCUUAGAGGAGGAGGACUGGAACAACCUGCAUGUGUGGUUCUCUCACCUGUGGCCCCCAGCCUCUAAAGACGGGCGAGUUGUGAGUCCCGAUGACUUUCACUGGCAUUCCCAUGGAGGCCGAGCAAUUGGCCACGCGGUUGACCUUCAGAGUGGCUCAUUCUCUCAUGGAAAGAUUCUGCUGGGGUCGUUCAUGAAGAAACCCCCACAGGUGGACCUUGACACUGUUUCUGUAUUCAGCAUUAUUUCAAGUUGUGUGCGUGUUGAUAUUGAUGGUGUCAAGUCAAUUUACAAUUCUGGACAGGUGUUUAUGAUACCCUCUGGACAAGUGUAUAGCAUCCAUAACCUCUGUCAAGAGCCUGCUGUACUGAUCUACCACAGAACACAGUCAAACAUCACACCAAACUGAUUAACAUGAUGUGGCCUUUUUAAUUUGAAAUAUCCAACUGUUUAAAUUUUUUUAAUAAAAUUGUAGGUGUUUUUUUUUUAAAAAGAAGAUACAAAUGUAGCUAACUGGCAAAGCUCGUAAAAGCAGUCGUUUGUGUAAAUAGGUUCAGGUAAAUUGUCAAAAUUGAAAGGAUCAUAUUUCUUAUUUGUGAUGACAUCUGUAAAAUAUUAAUUUGAAAGUGUUAUGUAAAAAGCUUUUCAAAACAGAUCUUAUUAAUACAAAUGUACAUUUCUGUCUCCUGUAUUUUCCCAUUGUAAUGCAACUGUUUUGGAAUUUUAAACAAAUUGCUAGGCUGUCAGCAGGGGUCAGCAGAUCCUGUAUUAUUUUACAUUGGCUGUAGUGUAUGUCUAUUACUGUGGGCAAAAAAAAAAUGAAUUACUAGUUGUUUUUUCUAGUAAAAUCUCUCUUUCAGUUUAUUAGUAAUGGCCUAAUUUACAGUCUGUAACAUUUAGACUAGUGUUAUCACAUGUAUGUGAUCUUUUUCUGUCUCGCUGCUUUUGUUGAUGAAAUAUUUAUGUGAACCGCAAACCUGUUAUGCUCAGUUGUUUGGGGAAUGUUUGUAUGUAUAGAUCUGCAAGAAAACGUCAUUUGAAUUUUUCCACUUGAAAAGCUUGCCAUUCCUUUACAUCCCAUUCUGAAAGAGACAUUAGUUGCAGAUACCAGCAUUUCACUGUACAUUUGCUUUUCUUGUAAAGUCAAUUUCCUUAGUAAAGAUUUCACAGCCUUU